AUGGUUACUGCCUUAGUCAAUAUUAUCGAUAAAAAUAAACGUCCAAUACGCUGCAAGACAUUGCUCGAUACAGCAGCAACGUCCAACCUUAUUACGGAGCGAUUAGCUACAUCUUUAAACCUACCAAAACAAAAAUGCUCUCUUGCUGUUGGUGGACUUGGUGAUAUUCAAACAUCAACAUCAUUCAAAAUCACGGCAACCAUCCAAUCAAGAUACAGUAACUUCGAAAAGACAUUAGAAUUCUUUUCAGUUCCUGAAAUAACUAAACAAGAUCCAGUGAACUAUAUUGACAAAACAAAAAUACCAAUAUCCAAUAAGAUAAAGCUAGCUGAUCCAACAUUCAAUAUCCCAAGUAACAUUGACUUACUUAUUGGUGCAGGACCAGCAUUAUCAUUAAUCAUACCUGGACAAAAGGAUAUUUCAAAUCCUGAAGGGCAAGAUUUAUUCAUGCAAAAUACACAUUUUGGUUGGAUCAUCGGUGGUGCAAUAUCAGUUCAAAGAAAAAACAAUAAUUCAAAACCAAAUCCAAAAAUGUGUCAUAUUACGACCACACAAGCUCUCCAACAACUCACAAAGACUUGGGCCAUGGAAGAAGGUCCAAAACAAAAACACCUGUCAGAGGAAGAGAUGGCAUGUGAACUACAUUACAAAAAUCAUACAAAGCGAAACAAAGACGGAAGUUACGUGGUAGCACUUCCAUUCAACUCCAAGAAAUCUCUCAUCGGUGAAACUCGGACUCGAGCUAUGAACCGAUUAAAAUCUCUUGAAAACAAAUUCAAAAGAAAUCCAGAAUUCGCUGAACAAUAUAAGGUUAUUAUCCAAGAAUACCUAGAUCUAGGACAUAUGGAACUAUCAACGGGCUCAACUGAUGCUGAAGGAUUCUACCUUCCACAUCAUGCGGUCGUGAAAGAAUCAAGCAACACUACAAAACUACGAAUCGUAUUUGAUGGAUCUGCCAAGUCAAGCUCUGGAAUAUCAUUAAAUGAUACGCUGCUAACAGGAGCCACACUACAAAAACCAAUUUUCAUUCACCUAAUUCGUUUUCGAUUACACCCAAUUAUUCUUAUAGGUGAUUUGGAAAAGAUGUUUCGUUAUGUCUGGGUAAGACCAGAAGACCGUAAAUAUCUUAAAAUCUUAUGGAGAGAUCAAACAGGAGAAGUCAGGGACUAUCAAUUGACGAUAGAUACAUUUGGCACUACAGCAGCAACGUUCCUGGCAGUCAGAAGUCUUGUGCAAGUAGCCGAGGAUGAAAGAAGUAACUUUCCAGAAGCAGCAGACAUCAUCAAGGAGCAAUUCUACGUCGAUGACUUAAUCGCAGGUACUGAUACUGUUAAUAAAGCAAUAAAAAUUAGAAACGAUUUAACUGAACUACUAAAACGAGGUGGUUUUAAUAUACGACAAUGGGCUUCAAAUAAUUCAGAAGUCCUGAAAGGAAUUCCAGAAGAACACAUCAAUAAAAAACUACAAAUUGAAGUAGAUCCAAUGCUAAAAACUUUAGGUAUACAUUGGCAAACGCAAUCAGAUGAUUUAACUUAUACCUUUAAUAAGUUACCAAUCAACGUAACCAUGAGAGUAAUCUUAGCUGAAAUAGCUAAGAUAUUUGAUCCACUAGGAUUAUUGGGACCGGUAAUUUUAGCCGCGCGGUUAAUUCUUCAAGAAUGCUGGCGUCAAGAAAUUACCUGGGACCAAGAACUUCCAACUUAUAUACAAAAUGCUUGGACGUCAUAUGCAUCUGAAUUCAAUAGCAUUAAUCAAGUUUUAUACAAUCGUCCACUGGUACUGCUAGACACCUGCGAUAUCCAAAUACAUGGGUUUGCAGAUGCCAGUGAAAAGGCCUAUGGUGCAUGUAUAUACUUAAGGCGGACGGCAUCAUCGGGUGACGUAAGAACGAAUCUAUUGUGUGCUAAAACCAAAGUUGCACCUCUACAAACUCAAACAUUAGCACGAUUAGAGCUUUGUGCAGCUCUCAUGUUAGCUAAUCUAUAUGAUACUAUAAAAGAACUUUUACCUACUCAAUUAUCCAGGGUUAUAUUCUGGUCAGACUCAACAAUAGCUCUUCAUUGGAUCAAGACACCUCCAUACCAGUUGAAAACAUUUGUUGCAAAUCGAGUAUCUCAGAUACAAGAAAAAACACCUAUUACUAGUUGGAGACACAUUAAGUCUGAAGAUAAUCCUGCAGACGCGUCUUCAAGAGGACUAACACCAGAGGAAUUCGUAGAUAAUUCACUUUGGCCUUCUGGCCCAACCUGGCUAAAGUAUCCAGAGAACGACUGGCCUAUAUCAAUAAUAUCUACUCCAAUCGAAGACAAUGAAAGGAAAAAACUCACUUGUCUUACAACUUGCGUAAAAACAAGUUCACUUGAUGAUUCAUUCAUCAAAUUCUUCAGUUCAGCAAGUAAUCUACAUCGUGCAAUUGCCCGCAUCUUGCGUUUGAGUAAAAACAAUAAGUAUACUGGUGAAUAUACUCUCGAGGAACUUCGUCAGUCUCAGGUAAAAAUUAUCAAGUUAAUACAAAAUAUACACUUUACGAAAGAUAUUCACAACUUGAAACAUAAAAAGGAAAUACACGAAAACAGUAAAUUAAAACAUCUUAGUCCAUUUUUUGAUGACUACGAGAUAAUUCGGGUUGGUGGAAGACUAAAUCAUGCAAACAUUUCAUACAAUCAAAAACAUCCGAUAAUUUUACCUCAAUCACAUCCAUAUACAACCUUGAUUAUCCAAGAAGCCCAUCAAAGGCACUUCCACGCCGGUCCUCAGACAACUUUGUAUGUUGUGAGGAGAAACUUCUGGCCGUUAAACGGUCGAAACGAAGUUAAGAGAGUAACAUAUCGUUGCGUAAGAUGCAGAAAAUCAAAUCCUCAAACAGCUAUUUACCCAAUGGGAGAGCUGCCGAAAGAGCGUGUCACACAAACUCGUCCUUUUCAUCAUACUGGUGUAGAUUACUGCGGUCCAUUUUACAUCAAGGAGAAGAAACAUCGCAAUCGUGGCCGAGUCAAAGUGUAUGUAGCUGUUUUUGUCUGUCUAGCAGUCAAAGCUACACACUUUGAGGUGGUCAGUGAUCUGACCAGUGAGGGAUUUAUAGCAGCAUUGCGGAGAUUCAUAUCACGUCGAGGCAAGUGUUACAGCAUUCAUUCAGAUAACGGAACCAACUUCGUUGGUGCCAAUAAUCAACUAAAAGAGAUCUAUCAACAAAUUAAUUCAGAGGAACAUCAACAGAAAGUACAUAGAUAUCUUACAGAAGAAGGAAUCCAGUGA
Molecule: messenger RNA, 3255 nt
Organism: Microplitis mediator
Lineage: Eukaryota; Metazoa; Arthropoda; Insecta; Hymenoptera; Braconidae
Exons: 1
Coding region: 1-3255 (1084 amino acids)
Biological process (GO): DNA integration
Molecular function (GO): nucleic acid binding
Source: RefSeq, a predicted model, not a curated record